Messenger RNA from Ceutorhynchus assimilis (cabbage seed weevil), 964 nucleotides. The record is from the annotation of a GenBank genome assembly. Lineage: Eukaryota; Metazoa; Arthropoda; Insecta; Coleoptera; Curculionidae.
AGUGGUGGGCUCCAUUAUGGAACCCUUUCCAGGAUGGGUCGAUAACUUUAACGGCCCAAUGGGUCUCUUGGUGGGCGGAGGAACAGGUUUAAUAAGGACUUUGUAUGCUGACACAAAGCUUGAGACGGAGUAUAUGCCCGUGGACAACAUAGUCAAACUUCUCAUUGUUGGUACUUGGAAUAAAGGGAUUUCACGAGAUGCAAACACUUUGUCAAUUCAACAAGGAAGCAAAUAUAACCAUCCUCAAUUUUACGUUGGUGCCUAUAUUGACAUAGGCCGAGAACUAUUGUGGGAAGAUCCAUUUGAAAAUAAAAUUUGGUAUCCGGAUGGCUCACUAACCACAAACUGGCUGUAUUAUUUUAUUAAUGUCCUUUUGUUUCAUAUGGUUCCCGCUUUCUUUUUGGAUAUUGGGCUGAAAAUGACUGGACAAAAACCUAGAUUAUUCAAAACACAAAGGAAAAUUUAUAUCGCUAAUAUGGCAGUAAAACACUUUUCCCUAAAUGAAUGGCAUUUUGUUAAUGACGAAGCAUGUAAAUUGUUGAAAAAAAUACCAUCGAAAGAAACGAAGGAUUUCAAUUUUGAUAUAAUGCCAGCUGAUUAUCAAAGCCUCAAAGAGUUUUACAGGCAGUGUUCAAUCUUUGUAAAAGUGAAUUUUCUCAAAGAAAACAGGAGUGUAACGAAAAGGAAUUCUAUUAUAACCAAAAUGAUGUAUGUGAUGCACAAAUCGAUAAAGACUACAUGUUACGUCAUUUUAAUUUGGAGUUUAUUUUUCAAAAUAAACAUUAUCGAGUUAAUAAAUAGAAAACUAUUGGGCUAUUGGAAUGGUCUAGAAUAGAAACAUUUGCAUUUAUUGAGUGAAUGUAAAUUGAGGAUCCACUACUUGCUACCACAGCCUUUGCUACUCUGUAUUUAAAAUAAAUAUGUAUGCACCCAGAUUUUUAUUAAAUUUUGAGCUUUGAGCUAA